This is a messenger RNA of Chaetura pelagica (chimney swift), 873 nucleotides long. It is a transcript of the gene NRSN1, whose product is annotated as neurensin 1. The transcript has 2 exons. Gene Ontology annotation, cellular component: transport vesicle; neuron projection; neuronal cell body. Gene Ontology annotation, biological process: nervous system development. Bases 7 to 594 code for a protein of 195 amino acids. NCBI's taxonomy places the organism in Eukaryota, Metazoa, Chordata, Aves, Apodiformes, Apodidae. The record is from RefSeq and is a predicted model, not a curated record.
GGAAGGAUGAGCUCCUAUGCUGACAUCUGCGGCUCCAAGCAGGCGCAGGGCAGCACCGAGGGAGGGUACCAACGCUACGGAGUUCGGUCCUACCUGCAUCAGUUUUAUGAGGACUGCACAGCUUCUAUUUGGGAGUAUGAGGAUGAUUUUCAGAUCCAGAGAUCGCCUAGCAGGUGGAGCUCUGCAUUCUGGAAGGUCGGACUCAUCUCUGGGACGGCUUUUAUGCUGAUAGGUUUAACGGUUCUUGUAGUGGGCUUUCUUGUGCCACCAAAAAUUGAAGCUCUUGGGAGAGAUGAUUUUGUUGUGGUGGAUACCCAUGCCAUUCAGUUUAAUGGGUCUCUUGAUAUAUGCAAGCUGGCAGGAGCAAUCUUGUUUUGCAUUGGAGGGUCCACCGUGGCAGCGUGUCUGAUGAUGUCUGCUUUCGCUAAAAGUUACUCCAAAGAAGAAAAGUACCUUCAGCAAAGAUUUAAAGAGAGAAUAGCUGAUAUCAAAGCCCAUGCAAACCCAGUCACAAAAGCGCCAGCACCGGGAGAAUCCAAAAUACCUGUCACUUUGUCCAAAGUUCAAAAUGUCCAACCUUUAUCUGAAACCUGACCCUUUCCUUAGGUUUUGUUUCUCACUUGUAGAUCACUUUAACUGGAAAAUACCAGCUGUUGUUGGCAUACGUGCUAGUCAAUUACAACAUCGAGUGCUCUGCUGUACAAACACACAGCUGAUGGGGAAGCUGCUCCAAUACAGAUGUAGGGUUGGUAAAAGACCAAUUAUGUGAUUAGACCCAUGACCAAUGUAUUUAGCAUAUUUGAGCAUUUUGAUCAGUGCUGACCAAAUAAAUCCUUGCAACAGUGAUGAGGCAUUUAGCUUAUCAGAUUGCAU